AUGGCUGUAAAUGGAACUCACGCGGUGAACGGCAUCAAUGGCACUCGAUCAAAGCAUGACAUAUCAAGCUUGAAAGUCAAUCAAUCGCGAUUGAUGGACGCCAUCCAUAGUGGCUGCAAGUAUGGCGCUGCUCAUCGAUAUGGCGAUGACCCGGUCGAGACUGGAAUGGCAAGGCUCAGUCUCAACGAUGCGGAUAAGGAGGUUCGAGACUGGUUCAUGGGUGUUGCCCAGUCCUUGAAUUGCAAGAUAAGCAUUGACCAAAUGGGAAACAUGUUCGCUGUGAGGCCAGGGAAGAACUCAAAAGCCCCUCCGAUCAUGAUGGGCUCACAUCUCGAUACUCAACCAACCGGCGGGAGAUAUGACGGUAUCUUGGGCGUCACCUCUGGCCUCGAAGUCCUCAGGGUCUUGCACGAAAACAAUGUUGAGACCGAAGGAAGUAUUGGAGUGGUGAACUGGACCAACGAAGAGGGAGCGCGCUUUCCCAUGAUGGCCGUAUCGUCUGGCGUCUGGGCUGAGGCUGUCCCUCUGGAAACAGCGUGGAAUCUGCCCGAGGUGUCGCCUGGAGAGGAUGGACACCGCAAGACAAUGAAGCAAGAACUCGAAAGAAUCGGAUAUCUUGGAUCGCAACCCGCAUCAUACAAGGCAUUUCCCAUAGCAGCGCACUUCGAAGUCCACAUCGAGCAAGGUCCCAUAUUGGAGGCAGAGAAAAGGAGAGUCGGAGUGGUCCAAGGUGUGCAAGCGUUCAAAUGGUUUGAAAUCACGGUCAAGGGCCGAGAUACCCACGCCGGAACCACCCCUUUCACUGCGAGGAUGGACUCCAUGCUAUGCGCUGCGAAGCUGAUUGUCGAGUCCAACGCCGUUGCAAAGAAACUCGGGGGUCUUGCGACAACUGGCAUUCUGAACCAACAGCCUGGGUCAAUCAACACCAUGGCUCACACAGUGACCUUCACGUUGGAUAUUCGACACACCGAGGACGCCAAACUCGCCGAGAUCGAGGAGACAUGUCGAUCUGCGUUUGCGAGGAUCGCAGAGAAAGAGAGCGAGAAAGGCUGCAAAGUGGAAUGGAAGGAAUUGGUGGAUAGUCCAGCAGUCAACUUCCACACCGACUGUAUUGCUGCCGUCGAAGCAAGCGCCAAAGAGGUCUGUCAAGACCUUCCCAUGACCGCUGACGAUGGACAAUUGUGGAAAUAUAUGAUCAGUGGUGCUGGUCAUGACAGCUGUUACACCAACCGUCGGUGUCCCACAAGCAUGAUCUUCACCGUCACCAAGGACGGAAUCAGUCACAAUCCAAAGGAAUACUGCAGCCCAGAAGACUGCGCCAUUGGUGCCCAAGUACUGCUCGGUGCGGUGCUGAGGUAUGACAAAUUGCGAGCGGACAGAGGAGAUCUCGCCUGA
Messenger RNA from Fonsecaea nubica, 1395 nucleotides. RefSeq lists its product as hypothetical. Lineage: Eukaryota; Fungi; Ascomycota; Eurotiomycetes; Chaetothyriales; Herpotrichiellaceae. The record is from RefSeq and is a predicted model, not a curated record. The transcript has 4 exons. Bases 1 to 1395 code for a protein of 464 amino acids. Gene Ontology annotation, molecular function: hydrolase activity, acting on carbon-nitrogen (but not peptide) bonds, in linear amidines.